Molecule: messenger RNA, 2247 nt
Organism: Sorex fumeus (smoky shrew)
Lineage: Eukaryota; Metazoa; Chordata; Mammalia; Eulipotyphla; Soricidae
Gene: RNF114
Product: ring finger protein 114
Exons: 6
Coding region: 28-717 (229 amino acids)
Biological process (GO): protein polyubiquitination; ubiquitin-dependent protein catabolic process
Molecular function (GO): ubiquitin protein ligase activity
Source: RefSeq, a predicted model, not a curated record
CGGGGCGCUGCGCUCGGCGGCGGCAAGAUGGCGGCGCGACAGGAGGCCCGUGCGGGCGGCGCGCAGGCGGCGGCGGGGCCCGCGGCCGACGUCGACCCCCUGGGUCGCUUCACGUGUCCCGUGUGCCUGGAGGUGUACGAGAAGCCGGUGCAGGUGCCCUGCGGACACGUCUUUUGCUCUGCAUGCCUGCAGGAAUGUCUGAAGCCGAAGAAGCCUGUCUGUGGGGUGUGUCGCAGCGCUCUGGCACCUGGGGUCCGGGCCACCGAGCUCGAGCGGCAGAUCGAGACCACAGAGACUUCCUGCCAUGGCUGCCGCAAAAAUUUCUUACUGUCUAAGAUCCGGUCCCAUGUGGCGACCUGCUCCAAGUACCAGAACUUCAUCAUGGAGGGCGUGAAGGCCACCACCAAAGAUGCAUCCCUUCAGCCCCGGCACGUACCAAACCGUUAUACCUUUCCUUGUCCUUACUGUCCCGAGAAGAACUUUGACCAGGAAGGACUUGUGGAGCACUGCAAGCUCACUCACAGCACGGACACCAAGUCUGUGGUGUGUCCCAUCUGCGCCUCCAUGCCCUGGGGCGACCCCAACUACCGCAGCGCCAACUUCAUCGAGCACAUCCAGCGCCGGCACCAGUUUUCAUACGAUACCUUUGUGGACUACGACGUGGACGAGGAGGACAUGAUGAGCCAGGUGCUGCAGCGUUCCGUCAUCGACCAGUGAGCCCGCCCCGCCUUGCCCCGCUGUGUGCCCGGAGCUUCCGUGAUGUGCCCACGCGCCCCGUGCGACUCCUCCAACAGACCUGGCCUGAGCCGUGGCGGCAGACAGGGCCGCUGGGGACGCGGGAGCAGGGCUCGGUCUGCGUCCUCCCUGCCUCCUGGCUCAUCCCCUAGUGCUCAUCUUGUCGUUCCACGGUCUGGUCUUUCUGCGCCUCACCUGCUUCUGGGAGUUCCCGCUGCCCCCGAGGGAGGAACCCCCCCGCCCCCCCACCGGUCCUUGUUUCUCCGAGCUCCUCCCAUCCAGCCCUCACCCGAGUUCUUCAAGCCCACCUGGACUUUUUUUGCGUCGUGAAUAGCACAAGUGAGAUGCCUGUGUCCCCCGGCCAGGGUGACUCCUAGCCUGGGUCUGACAGUCACCUUGUCUCUGCCCUGCUUGUUCCUGCGACUGGCGCUGGCCAGGAACUGAAGCGCCUGCCUGGAAUCCACCCAGACGUCUGUCCGCUGGGGUGAAUGUUCGGAUUGGCGAUACCAUUUUCUUACUCCUGCACACUCUUAGUUAACUGGUUCAGUCUUAAAUGCCUGCAUGGUGCCUUUUUUUAGGAUAAGGUGUAACCAUAUAUUUUUAGUGAGAAUAAGUGCUUCUAGGUUAGGAAAGUGAAACUCCGUCUGUCAGUGGGAGAAAGGUCAGCGGGGAGAGCCGGGGCGGGGGCUGAGUGUUACCGUGUGGUUUUCAAAUAAGAGAGAUUUUUGGAUGACUGGUUUGUGAUUCUUCUCGAGUGGAGAACCUGCUUACGUUCUUGGUCCUCCCCGUGUGAAAGGAAGAAAUUUGGGGACUCUGUGGAUACUAGUUCUUUCACCUUUAAUUUGGGAACUUGGGAACUUUAUUUUUUUUGUUGUUCCAGCUAGUCUUUAGGACACUGCUGUUAACUGUGUGUGGAGACGAGUGGGCGUGGCGCUGCCGCACUGUCCCCCCCCCCCCCCACACACACACACACGGAAACUGUUCUGGGAAAUUCGCAUCGGUAACUGCUCCAGAAUCCGGAUGUUCCUCCUGUUUCACAGAUCCCCAUAGAUACAAGGCCCAGAGCUGCCAACCGCCUCCUCAGAGCAGGCAUGCACUUGUCCAUUUUUUUUUUUUUCAUGUCAGACGCCCGUCGUCUGGACGUGGAGAUGCGGUGGCUGGCUGGACCAGGACUAGGAGUGUCUCGGGGUCCAGCCUGCGCCUGCUGGGGUGGGGUGUGUGUUUCUGCUGUGCUGUGGUUCGGGAGGGCCUCAUUUGAAGCUCACGUCCACUGUCAUUUCGGGGGGAGUCCACGCUGCUCUCUGGCGUUCAUUCCAGCCUGUCUAGAGGGGACGUGGACAAGCCUUCAGUUGAGGGAACCGCCUGAGAGCACAUGCUGGUCGCACCAAGAAACUGACUGCCUUGUGUUAAGUGCACUUCACGUAUUUCUAAUAAGACGACUUUCCAGAAAGUGAAAUUUGUUAUGUUUUGGCUUUUAGGUGAACUGUAAAUAAAUUUCAUAAUUUAUCCAGC